CCCUGAUUAACGUUACCCCCGCUACUAUAUAGGACCAUAACAGAUAGAGCGGAAAGGCAACCUGUCAUUUACGGCAAAGCGGCGACAGAGAAAUCGUCCUCAGACCUUCAUCCGUCAGAAUGGACUACAGCACAGAGCUCAAUUCCCGGCCCCGGCAGCCAGCCUCCUCAUUCAUAUAUUUCUGGCUCAUCUUCGCCUUGUCGCAAGCCCUGGGGGUGGCAUUCGUGGUAAUGUUGGGAGUGUGGCUUUACAAAUACCAAAAGGGGUUCGCGUGGACGGAGAAUCCCCAGGUCGAGUUCAACUACCACCCUCUCUUCAUGGUGAUAGGGCUGGUGUUUCUGUAUGGAGAGGGUAUUCUGGUGUACAGGGUGUUCCGAAAUCAAAGGAAGAUCUACAUCAAAGUGGUCCACGCCUCCGUGCAGGCCAUUGCCGUCAUCUUCAUCAUAGUGGGGCUGAAGGCGGUAUUUGACUCCCACAACCUGGUCCAGUACAAAAUUGCCAACCUGUACAGUAUUCACAGCUGGCUGGGGCUAGCGACCAUUAUACUGUUUGGGUUGCAGUAUAUAUUUGGCUUCGUGGCUUUUAUGUAUCCCAAGUUGGGCCAAAAUGGCCGCGAGAUGCUGAUGCCUCUACAUCGGUACUGGGGCGUCGCCGUGUAUGGGUUGGCUAUAGCCACAUCACUGAUGGGAAUGGUGGAGAAAAUCAUAUUUAGUGUGGAAGACUACAGCAAGAAAGGCAAAGAGGCGGUCCUGGUGAACUUCAUUUGCUUGGUAAUGGUAUCUGCAGGACUGUGUGUGGUAUAUUUAGUCUGCAGGCCAGAGUACAAACGGAUCCCACUGCCGGAAGAACAGGCAGUGAACGAAAAGUAGAAAGACGGAAAAAGACGAUGGCAUUCGGAACU
Molecule: messenger RNA, 901 nt
Organism: Lingula anatina
Lineage: Eukaryota; Metazoa; Brachiopoda; Lingulata; Lingulida; Lingulidae
Product: ferric reductase SjCytb561-like
Molecular function (GO): oxidoreductase activity
Source: RefSeq, a predicted model, not a curated record